Messenger RNA from Grosmannia clavigera kw1407, 1812 nucleotides. Its product is annotated as siderochrome-iron transporter. Gene Ontology annotation, biological process: transmembrane transport. The record is from RefSeq and is a predicted model, not a curated record. The transcript has a single exon. Gene Ontology annotation, molecular function: transmembrane transporter activity. NCBI's taxonomy places the organism in Eukaryota, Fungi, Ascomycota, Sordariomycetes, Ophiostomatales, Ophiostomataceae. Bases 1 to 1812 code for a protein of 603 amino acids.
AUGGGCGUCUUUUCCAACAUCCGCGGCCGCGACCAGGCGAUCGACGACAUGGUGCUCGCACGCGAGGCCGGCUCGGGCACGCUGGGCGACGAGACCAAGGCGGGCGACUUGGGCGAGUCGGCUUCGGACACGGACCCGGUCGAGAAGAACGAACGCGAGGUGCGAGCACACGGCAACUCCGUCACGACGGACGCGCAGCUGGGCGUGCAAAAGGCCGAGGCAGCCGCGCUGGUGUGGCCGCGCUGGGCCAUGUAUGGGACGUACGGCUGGAUCUGGGUCUGCUUCUUCAUGCUGGCGCUGCAGCAGUCGAUCCUGAGCAACGUGACGUACUACGCCUACUCGGCCUUCUCGACGGCGCCACAGCUGGCGACGGCCAACAUUCUGGCCAGCAUCAUCGGUGGCGUGCUCAAGCUGCCGAUCGCCAAGGUGCUCAACAUCUGGGGCCGCUGCGAAGGCUUCCUCGUCUUUCUCGCCAUCUACCUGCUCGGCAUGAUCGUGCUCGCGUCCAGCAGCGGGCCCAACAGCUACGCUGCCGGCUACACGCUCUACUGGAUCGGCUACGACGCGCUCUACUUCAUCAUGGACGUCUUCGUCGCCGAUACCAGCGGCCUGCGCAACCGGGCCUUUGCCUUUGCCUUUGCCAGCACGCCCUUUAUCUGCACUGCCUUUACUGGCCCGCGCGCCGCCCAGUCCUUCCUCGAACACUCGACCUGGCGCUGGGCCAUUGGCUCGUUCUGCAUCAUUCAGGUCUUCGUCUUCGCCCCGCUCGGCUGCGUCUUCAAGUACUUUGAGAUCCGCGCCCGCAAGGCUGGCCUCUGGGUUCCGCGUCCUAGUGGCCGCUCCCGUCUGCAGUCACUCGUCCACUAUUUUCACGAGUUCGACAUCAUCGGUGCCUUCCUCCUCAUGGCCGCCUGGGUGCUUUUUUUGCUGCCGUUUAGCCUCGAGUCCAACGGUCGGACCGGCUACCGCACAGCCACCUUUAUCGUUAUGAUCAUCCUCGGUGUCCUCCUCUUUUUCGUCUUUGCCGCCUGGGAACGGUUCCUCGCACCCACACACUUUGUCCGCUGGGAGCUCUUCAAGCAGCGCACCGUUCUGGGCGCCUGUGUCAUGGCUGCCGUGCUCUACUACAGCUUCUACUCGUGGGACCUGUACUACUACUACUUUAUCGAGGUGGUCUACAAUCUCGACGUGUCCGACACCGGCUAUAUGACGCAGAUCUACAACGUCGGCUCCUGCUUCUGGGGCCCGGUCUUCGGCCUCUUUGUGCGUCAAACCCGCCACUUCAAGUACGGCGCUUUGGUUGUCGGCCUCGGCCUCCUGAUGCUCGGCUCCGGUCUCAUGAUCCGCUUCCGCGGCCAGGACUCCAACAUCGGCUUCAUCAUCAUGUGCCAGAUCUUCAUUGCCUUUGGCGGCGGCACGCUCGUCAUUGCCAAUAGUAUGGCCGUUAUGGCUGCUGCUGAUCGCGAUGGCGUUCCCCUGCUGCUCGCCCUGCUCGCCCUCUGCAACUCGCUCGGCGGCGCCGUCGGCACGGCCGUGUGCAAUGCCAUCAACUCCAACACCUUUGUCGACGCCCUGCGUGAGCGCAUCGACAACGAGACCCUCGUCCAGGCCCUCUACAACGGCGGCGCCACGUACCAGAUGACCUACCUGCCCGGCGACCCGAUUCGCGAGGCCACCAACUACGCCUGGGGCUGGAGCCAGAAGUGGAAUUGCGUCUCGUCCACCGCAAUCCUCGUGCUCGGCAUCCCCGCCAUCAUGGUUUGGAAGAACUACAGCGUCGACAAGAAGCAGAACAAGGGCAACGUCAUCUAG